CACACACACACCAGAAGAGUGAUCAGACAUCCACAUCAACACAACUCAUCUCAUCUCAACUCAACCAGUUCAGGUCAAAUCCAAAACACAUCACACAAUGCAAAACAAUGAAGUCAUCUCAACAGAUAAGGCGACAGUUAUCAUUCAGAUAAACCCACAGGCAGAUGGGUCUGUGAUUGUUGAUGGACAGCAGGCCAGAGGAGGAGCUCUUAAAGGAUUUUUCAAAGCACAGCCAAAGGCACUGGGGACUGUUCAGAUAAUGACUGGAGUGACGGUCUUCUUACUUGGUAUUGUACUCGCCGUAAAUUUCCGAAGAUAUUAUGAUAUUUCUGUCAUUAGCGGCAUCACCUUCUGGGGAUCUUUCAUUCACAUCAGUGCUGGAUCUCUGUCUGUUGCAGCACAGAAUAAACUUAAUCCAUGUGUGGUGAAAGCCUCUCUUGGAAUGAAUGUGAUCGGUACCAUAACAGCAGGGAUAUCCAUUCUUCUGAUGGGCGCAAACAUAGGAAUCAAUAAUAUAGUUUGCUACUAUAAAUAUGACUGUGCAUUUGUAAAGGAUUAUAGAUUUGGGAUCCUUGGAAUAUUGCUGGUGUUCUCCAUCCUUCAGUUUAUCAUCUCCAUCUUUAUCUCAGCAUUUGCCUGCAAAGCCACCUGCAACACAGACUCUACAGUGGUCAAUGUGGCACUAAACCGGGGAUACUGAGUCACGAUAAGGAUAAGGAUGCCAUCCAAAGGUUGCCAGGAAUUAAAAAUUGUAGUGUUGCUUCCGACUCAAAUAUUUUUUUCCUUUAGAGUGAAAAUAUAUGAGCACAUUUUAUAAUUAUUGGAAAAUUGAUCUUCAAACACAUAUGUACAAGCUAAUUAAUCAAGCUAGCCUUAAGGAUUUCUAAAAAAACCAAAAAAAAACAUUACUUUUUAAAGCAUAACAUGACUGGGCUGAUAUAUGAGUGUUUUAAAUAAAGGUCACCACUUCUAAAAAAA
This is a messenger RNA of Puntigrus tetrazona (Sumatra barb), 978 nucleotides long. Its product is annotated as membrane-spanning 4-domains subfamily A member 4A-like. The transcript has 7 exons. The record is from RefSeq and is a predicted model, not a curated record. NCBI's taxonomy places the organism in Eukaryota, Metazoa, Chordata, Actinopteri, Cypriniformes, Cyprinidae. Gene Ontology annotation, cellular component: membrane. Bases 98 to 700 code for a protein of 200 amino acids.